AUGGUCGUGGCUGGGUCGCGUGAAUACAUAAGGUGGCAAAGGUGUUAGUCGUCAGCUCGGGGUGGAAUCUCGGGACAAUUGCAUCGCAUUUCACCAUGUCUCUGUACCGCAUUGGAGUAGACGUCGGCGGGACCAACACAGAUGCCGCGAUUCUCGACAUCAAGGCCUUCGACAGCCCUGGCCGUGGCGUGCUCGCGUCCCAUAAAGCCCCAACUACGCAGGACAUAACCAGCGGCAUAGAGUUCGCCAUCCGUGCGGUCCUGGACGACUCCAAGGUCGAUCAGGACCGGGUCUUGAGCGUGACGAUUGGCACGACGCACUUCAUUAAUGCGCUGGUUGAGGCCGACGCACGAAGGCUGGACCGCGUUGCAGUGGUUCGGCUCUGUGGCCCCUUUACGCGGCAGAUCCCUCCCUUCUCGGACUUCCCUGUCGGCCUGCGCAGCAUUCUAGAUGGCGGCGCGUACUAUCUCGACGGGGGUCACGAAAUUGACGGGCGCGAGAUUGCGCCGCUCAACACGCAGCAGAUUAGCCAAACCGCCAAAGACAUCGUCGCCUCUGGCAUCCGGGCGGUUGCGCUGGUCGGCGUCUUCUCGCCGCUGGACCAUGAAGGAACGCACGAGGAGGAGUGCAAGCGGAUUCUGCUGCGGGAAGCGCCUGAGCUGCAAGUCGUGUGCUCGCAUGACAUUGGACCGACCGGGCUUCUGGAGAGGGAAAAUGCCACUAUUCUCAAUGCCGCCAUCCUCAGGACCGGCCACCGGGUGAAGAGGGGAUUCAAGCGAGCCAUGGCCCGCCUGAGACUCUCGUGUCCGCUGUAUCUGUCGCAGAACGAUGGCACUCUGAUUGAUGCCGACACGGCUGCUGAGUAUCCGAUCAAGACGUUUGCGAGUGGCCCGACCAACAGCAUGACGGGCGCUGCAUUUCUCGCGGGCAUCGACCACCAGAAACGAGCCGAUACGGAAUCGAAUCCAAGCGACGUAACUGAGCCGCAGAUCCUUGUCGUCGAUAUUGGAGGCACGACAACAGAUGUUUGUGCCUUGAUGCCGUCCGGUUUCCCUCGCCAGGCGCCGGGCUUUGUCGAGGUGGGAGGUGUCCGAACCGCAUUCUCCAUGCCUGAACUCCUCUCCAUCGGCCUCGGCGGUGGCAGCAAAGUCCAGGCCAACUCGACAGACGGUGCCGUCACUAUUGGACCGGGCUCUGUUGGACACUUUAUUCAGACGCAGGCCAAGGUCUUUGGUGGAGAGACUCUGACUGCGACCGACGUUGUUGUCGCGAUGGGUAGAAGCGAGCUUGGCAACCCCGAGCUGGUCAAGGAUGUCCCCCACGCGCUCGUGGAGAGCGCGAACAAGGAGAUUAAGAGAAUGCUAGAGAGUGUGAUUGAGCAGAUGAAGGUCUCGUCGGCACCAGUGCAUGUUCUCCUGGUCGGAGGCGGCGCCAUGCUUGUGACUGAAGAUCUCCAAGGCGUCGCCAAAUGUAUCCAUCCCAUCCACCAAGGCGCCGCCAACGCAGUCGGCGCCGCCAUUGCCAAGGUGUCUGGAGAGAUCGACAUCGUCGAGAUCCCCAAAGGACGCUCUGAAAAGACCGUCAUCGACGCUGCGUGCAAGAAGGCCGUUGACUUGGCUGUGCAGAAAGGCGCCGCGCGGGAGGAUGUCCAGAUCGUCGAGGUCAACAAGAUGCCGCUUCAGUACAUGCACAACGGCGCAAUUAGAAUCCAGAUCAGAGCUGUCGGCCGUCUUUCCAUUCCGUCCGAAUUGACUCCCCCGCCGUCUCCGCCUAUACAUGAGAUGGAGGAGGCGCAAGAUGAGGACGAAGGCCAGAAGACGAGUAUUCCCAAUGCUCUGGAGUCUACGACCAGGCCGUCCCUCAAAGUUGACCUCGAGACCUAUCGCCCGGAUGUGCGAGAUGGGGUUUGGUAUGUGUCUGAGGUAGACUUGGAGCUAUUCUCAACUGGAUGCGGCGUUCUCGGCACUGGCGGUGGUGGCCCAACGCAUCACGAGUACCUCAAGGGCUUGCAUGUCCUUCGUUCCAGUCCCAAGGGAAAAAUGAGAAUCAUCUCGCCAAAGGCGCUCAAAGAUACAGACAUGGUUUGCUUUGGCUCCUGGUACGGCAGCCCGAGUGUCAUCAACGAACGGAUUGCUGGAGGCAACGAGAUUGCCGUGGGCAUCGAGGCCGUAAACAAGGUCUGCGGCAUCGCGUCUUUUGAGGGCAUGUUUAUCGACGAGAUCGGCGGCGGAAAUGGAAUGAGCGCAUUCCCGACCGGCGUUCAUUUUGACGUGCCGGUGAUUGACGGCGACGCGAUGGGACGAGCAUAUCCGACCAUGUACCACGCUACGUUUAGCGUUUAUGGGCACUCCAUGGUUCCUUGCGUCCUCUCCGACGCCCGAGGAAACAGCUCUAUAGUCAUGAACACAGACUCUCCUUUGCGAUUAGAGAGUAUUUUACGAACUACAGCAGUCGAGCUGGGCCUUGGAUGUGCUGUAUCCGCGAACCCGCUGCCCGGAUCUGCAGUCAAGUCUCACGGUGUCCCCAACACGCUGUCGCUGGCGUGGUACUUGGGACGGGCAGUACACCUGGCACGACGCAAGAAGAUAAGCUAUGUUGAUGCAAUUUUCGACGUGUGUGCAGGAAAGCUUCUGUUUACCGGAAAAAUCGUCGAUGUGCGUCGAUUCGUCGACGGCGGAUACACAAUGGGCGCAGUCGUGAUAGCACCCCUCAACGACGACGACCGGGAGUCAGCCGGCACAAGCAAGCAACCUGUUCCAACCGACAGGCACAUGACGAUACCGUUCCAAAACGAAUACCUGUACGCCGCCCUCACCGACUCGGCCGGAACCGAGGAGACGCAAGAGGUGGUGUGCACAGUUCCAGACCUGAUCUCGAUCCUCGGCCAGGACGGAGAAGCGAUUGGGUCUCAAGAUCUCCGAUACGGGCUACGUGUCAACGUCAUUGCCCUGCCAGCUCAUCCGCUCUGGAAGACGGACAAGGGUAUGAAGAUCGGAGGGCCGGAGGGCUUCGGCUUGAAGAUGCCGUUUGUGGGUGUAGGCGAUAGUUUCACCGAGUCACCAAGCGUGAUCGAUGAGUUUGGAGUAUAGGUUUGUAUUAUUAGCGGGCAUUUAUGAGCGACAUAGAUUUGCAUAGAUAUACGAAUAAUUGCAUCUACUACCUCCA
Messenger RNA from Ilyonectria robusta, 3165 nucleotides. Its product is annotated as putative hydantoinase/oxoprolinase. Gene Ontology annotation, molecular function: 5-oxoprolinase (ATP-hydrolyzing) activity. The transcript has 5 exons. Gene Ontology annotation, biological process: glutathione metabolic process. Lineage: Eukaryota; Fungi; Ascomycota; Sordariomycetes; Hypocreales; Nectriaceae. Gene Ontology annotation, cellular component: cytosol. The record is from RefSeq and is a predicted model, not a curated record. Bases 96 to 3089 code for a protein of 997 amino acids.